Molecule: messenger RNA, 4724 nt
Organism: Musa acuminata subsp. malaccensis (wild Malaysian banana)
Lineage: Eukaryota; Viridiplantae; Streptophyta; Magnoliopsida; Zingiberales; Musaceae
Source: RefSeq, a predicted model, not a curated record
UCCCCAAUGAUGGUGGAGCUUCAUCAUCUUGCUUGACAUCGCCCCUCAACAACAUCAAGCUGCUGCUUUCAUAGCUCUUCUCCUUCCAUUAAUCUCUACUGUUCAGGUCUCGCGGUCUGUGGAGAGGUCUUAAUCACGUGAAUGAUCAUCUAUCAUUCUCCCGAAAUGAACUGUCCAUGUGCAUGAUCCGAUGGAAUGGUCAGGAUUCACUUGAGCAUCGCCUCCUCAGUCGAGCUUGGCGGCGUCGUUCUCUCGGAUCAGGUCAACCAAGCGACUCGGACCUGAUCGUGUUGACCUCGACAUCUGGCUCGAGAGACAACACGAUUCAACGAGGGUGGUAAUUUGCCGCGGUGAUGUCCUGUGGAUAUCCACCUCAACCCUGAGAAUGGUUCUGGAGUCACUUGCCGCUGCUGCCAAGCAGAGUUCAAGGUAACAUCCCUCGACUUACGGAAUCGGAGAGGGUGCAAUUUCUACCGAAGGUUCUGAUGGUGCUGACGGAAGCAGAGACUUGAGGCGAUGAUGAGAUGGGAGCAGAAGGGAAGCUGCAGUCUGAACGGAGGAAAAAUGGCGUAAGGAUGCAAGAAAGUCUCCACAGUGAAUUCGAUGGAGAAGGUCUUGGUUAGGAGCUUGGAGAAGAAGCCAUGUUGGACUCGGAUGCUUGACUCCUGACCUUGUAGAUGGCUUCUGGAUGCCAAAGUCAUACCUCAUCUCCUCGGUCAUAGCCGUGCAUCAUAUUUGACAGCCUCCUGGUCUUCUAGAUGGCCUGCUCGGACCAUUCGGCUCUUCUGAUCUGCCAUCUAAAUCCAUGGAUUCUGCCCCUCUGUAACUCCUGAAGCUUCUCUUCUUCUCUUUCAUGGCUGCCAACAGGCCCUCCUUGAACCCGUCGGCGCCGCCGGAUGACGAUCCCGACGUGCUACCGAAGGCUGCCUCACGCUCGAGGAGCUCGUCGUCGUGGCAUCGUGCCGAAAGGAUUCCGUCGUCCAGUUCGAAUUCCGCUGUCUCCUUCGAGCGUUCGACGUCGAAGCCCGUCGCUUCUUUCCCCUCCAAGCGCUCCGACUCCGAGAAGCUCGGAUCGCAGAGGGAGAUCAGCGACGAUGACGCCCGGUUCGUGUACGUCAACGACCCCGGGAGGACCAACCAGCCCAUCAAGUUCGCCGACAACUCGAUCAGGACCACCAAGUACUCUGUCCUCACCUUCUUGCCCCGCAACCUAUUCGAGCAGUUCCACCGCGUCGCCUACGUCUACUUCCUCAUCCUCGCGGGGCUUAACCAGGUCCCGCAGCUCGGCGUGUUCACCCCGGCAGCUUCCAUCCUGCCGCUUGCCUUCGUGCUCGGCGUCACCGCGGUCAAGGACGGGUACGAGGACUGGCGGCGGCAUCGCUCCGACCGGGAUGAGAAUAACCGGACCGCCCAGGUCCUGGCGCCCGGCGGCGAGUUCCGGCCCAAGCGGUGGAAGGACAUCCUCGUCGGGGAGGUCGUCAAGGUCACCGCCGACGAGACGCUCCCCUGCGACAUGGUCCUGCUCGCCACCAGCGAUCCCACCGGCGUGGCCUACGUGCAGACCAUCAACCUGGACGGCGAAUCCAAUCUCAAGACCCGGUACGCGAAGCAGGAGACGCAGUCAACACCGCCGGAGUCGACCGCUGCCCUGAUCCGCUGCGAGAAGCCGAACCGCAACAUCUACGGUUUCCUCGCCAGCGCUGACGUGCCGGGCGAAAAGCGGGUCUCACUCGGCCCGUCCAACAUCAUCCUCCGGGGGUGCGAGCUGAAGAACACGAGCUGGGUCGUCGGCGUCGCAGUGUACACCGGGAAGGACACGAAGGUGAUGCUGAACAGCUCCGGCGCGCCGUCGAAGCGGAGCCGCCUCGAGGCGCACAUGAACCGGGAGGUAAUCCUGCUGGCCGUGGCACUGGUAUCUCUAUGCUCCAUCGUCACGGUGCUCGCCGGCGUGUGGCUCGCCAACCACCACCACGAGCUCAACGACCUACUGUACUACCGGAAGGAGGACUACUCGGGCCCGAAGACGGACACCUACAACUACUACGGGGUGGGGUGGGAGACGGUGUUCAGUUUCCUCAAGUCAGUGAUCAUAUUCCAGGUGAUGAUUCCGAUUGCGCUCUACAUAUCGAUGGAGCUGGUGAGGCUGGGGCAGGCCUUCUUCAUGAUCCAGGACAAGAACAUGUUCGACGAGGGGAGCAAGACGAGGUUCCAGUGCAGGGCGCUCAACAUCAACGAGGACCUCGGGCAGAUCAAGUAUGUGUUCUCCGACAAGACGGGGACACUCACGGAGAACAAAAUGGAGUUCCGGUGCGCCAGCGUUGGCGGGGUGGACUACAGCGCCGCAAGUGAUGGUGAGGAAGACGGACACUCGAUUACAGUGGACGGGGAGAUCUGGAGACCGAAGAUGAGCGUGAAGACCGAUCCGGAGCUGAUGAAUGCGUUGAUGGGCGGGGAAGGAAUCGAGAAGGCCAAUCGUGCUCGUGAUUUCUUCCUUGCGCUAGCGACCUGCAACACCAUCGUGCCCAUACUGGUCGACACGCCGGAGCCAUCGCUCAAGCUCAUCGACUACCAGGGCGAGUCGCCCGACGAGCAGGCCUUGGUCUAUGCUGCUGCUGCUUAUGGUUUCGUGCUUAUGCAGCGCACCUCCGGGCAUAUCCUCAUCGAUGUGCUCGGUGAAAGACAGAGAUUUGAUGUUUUGGGCCUUCAUGAAUUCGAUAGCGAUCGAAAGAGGAUGUCAGUGAUAAUUGGCUGUCCUGAUAGAACAGUGAAGCUAUUUGUGAAAGGUGCAGACAAUUCAAUGUUUGGAGUUGUACAAAAGAACCUAGAUUUGGACAUCAUUCAUACAACCAAAACAAAUCUCCAUUCCUAUUCAUCUUUGGGUCUGAGGACAUUGGUGGUUGGCAUGCGUGAAUUAAGUGAACACGAGUUCAAGAAGUGGCAGUCUGCAUAUGAGAAUGCAACUACAGCUUUGAUCGGCAGGGGGAAGUUGCUAAAAGCUAUCGCAUCAAAUGCUGAAAGAGAUCUUCACAUCUUGGGUGCCUCUGGGAUUGAAGAUAAGCUCCAACAAGGUGUACCAGAAGCCAUAGAAUCCAUGAGGCAAGCUGGCAUCAAGGUUUGGGUGUUGACAGGGGAUAAGCAAGAAACUGCCAUCUCCAUUGGCUAUUCUUGCAAGCUUCUAACAAGUGAAAUGACUCAGAUUGUGAUCAAUAGCAACUCCAGGGAAUCCUGUAAAAGGAGACUGCAAGAUGCAGCUUCCAUGUCCAGCAGACUAGCAGGUGCAGGAUCUGCAAAGUCUCCUCUGGCUUUGAUCAUUGAUGGCACCAGCCUUGUCUACAUUUUGGAGACAGAACUGGAAGAAGAGCUAUUCAAAGUGGCCACGACAUGUGAUGUUGUGUUGUGCUGCCGUGUGGCUCCAUUGCAGAAGGCUGGAAUUGUUGCUCUCAUAAAGAACCGAACGGAUGACAUGACCCUUGCAAUUGGCGAUGGUGCAAAUGAUGUCUCAAUGAUCCAAAUGGCUGAUGUUGGGAUUGGCAUAAGUGGCCAAGAGGGAAGGCAAGCUGUCAUGGCCUCAGAUUUUGCUAUGGGACAGUUCAGGUUCUUGGUGCCCCUCUUGUUGGUCCAUGGACAUUGGAAUUACCAAAGGAUGGCCUACAUGAUCUUGUACAACUUCUACAGGAAUGCUGUGUUUGUCUUCGUCCUAUUCUGGUAUGUGUUAUACACUGCGUAUAGCUUGACAAGCGCAAUAAGCGAAUGGAGCAGUGUCUUGUAUUCUGUGAUCUACACUGCACUGCCAACCAUCAUCGUUGGAAUCCUUGACAAGGAUCUUAGCAGGAAGACAUUGCUGAAGUACCCCCAGCUCUACAGGGCAGGGCAGAGGGAUGAAAGAUACAACCUCAAGUUGUUCAUCUUCACUAUGAUGGAUUGCAUUUGGCAAAGCAUUGCUAUAUUCUACAUCCCUUAUCUUGCAUACAGACACAGCGAUGUUGAUAUAUCCGGCCUAGGAGACUUGUGGAUCCUUGCUGUGGUCAUUCUAGUGAACAUUCACUUGGCCAUGGAUGUGUUUCGGUGGAACUGGAUCACACAUGCAUCUGUAUGGGGUUGCAUUGCUGCAACAGUAAUAUGUGUCAUCAUCAUAGACUCCAUUUGGAUGCUACCUGGUUACUGGGCCAUCUUUAACAUGAUGGGGACUGGAUUAUUCUGGCUAUGCCUUCUUGGCAUCAUAGUAGCAGGGAUGGUUCCUAGGUUUGCAACCAAGGCUUUGACAGAGUAUUUCUUGCCUAGUGAUGUGCAGAUUGCAAGAGAACUAGAGAAGUUUCAGAAUUUAAAUGCAUCCACAAUAUUAGAAAUUCCAAUGAGCACAUUCUCAGACCCCCAGUGAUGAUCUACCCAUUGGAUUUUGUUCUUCCAAAAUUUUCAUUGGUUUUCUCUUCUUUCCCUGUGCAUACUACUACAUUCUUUUAGCUGAGAACCCAAUUUUUCACCGAUUGGUAACUGGUCAACCAUCCAAAAGGAUGGAUAGAUGGGUAAUCCAUCUGUCCUGUGUAUCUGUUUUACAUACAUACCUUGUUAAAUUGUAUUGUACAAGAUAGUGAAACCACACAUCUCAAUUUGUGUAUUAAAGUUGAGUUUUGUUACUACCCUUGUGUUUUGGAUACUUUUUUCUUGUUCACCAUAGUGAAUAUCUGUGUAUUUAAAGUUUUCAGAACAGUGAGGUAAAUUGUUGG